GCUUCUUUUUCUCUGCGCACGUGUCGCACUUCAUCCACUAAGCCGCACACCACACGACACACACUCUCCCUCUCCCCCCACCCCUCUCUCCCUCUACCUCUACACACACACACACACACACACACACACACACACACACACACACGCCAUGGGACGCAAGCGCUAUGACGAUCCCAGCCAGGUUCGUGGCCCCGGGAGGAAGUCUCGUAAGCAAAAGGACCCAGCCCCUCUUCCAGGCACAGAAGAGAAGAAGCCAAGGAAUCCAAGGCGUCUCCGCAAGCAGCUGAAGAAGAAGGCAAUGGUUGAAGCCAUGAAGGAAGAAGCACGCCAGGCGCAACUCGAGGCAAAGGCGCAGAAGCAGAAGCAGAAGAAGCAGCAGCAGGAGGUGGCGGACGAGUUUGACGCAGACAUGGAUACCGCCGCCCACGAGGCAGACUUCUUCGGCGACUCUGACGCCGAGGAAGUGCCGGCCAUGCCCAAGUCAAAGCAUUUUAGUGACGAGAACAGGUCAUGGCUCAAGCCCAAGGACGCCCCGUCCGACAUUGAGGAGGAAAGCGACGAUGCGGCCGGCGAACAAGAAGAGAGCGAUGAGGAGGCAGACGAUGAUGACAUGGAGAACGGUGCCGGCGAUGCAGGCGACUUCUUUGCCAACAGCGACGACGAGAACGACUUUGGCGACAUGCUUGAGGACGACGACGAAGAGGGCGAGGACGAGGAUGAGGAUGAGGAUGAUGAUAUGGGCGGCAGCGAUGUGGAGGUCAUGGGCCUUGAUGACUUUGAACGCCAGGCCGAGGAAAUUGACGCACAAGAGGCUGAAGACGAGCGAUUGGCCGAGGAGGAGAUGAUGACCAACGUUGACAAAUCGGAUAAGUUUGCGUUGCCGAGCCUUGACGAGAUUGAGUCGAUGAACAACAUCACAGAGGAUCUCAUGGUCAUCCAGAUGCGCAUCAAGGAGAAUAUGAACACCCUCCAAGACUUUAAGACGAUGCGUGACCCGGCGCGGUCGCGUUCAGAGUACACGACGCUGCUGAAGAAGGACCUGUGCACCUACUACGGCUACAACGAGUGCAUGAUGCAGCGCCUGAUGGAUCUCUUCCCGCUCAACGAGCUUGUUGACGCGUUGGAGGCUAACGAAGUGCGCCGCCCCGUGACGAUCCGCACCAACACGCUGCGCACCCGGCAGCGCGACCUCAUGCAGGCACUCUCCAACCGUGGCGUCUCGCUCGACUCUGUCGGCAACUGGUCCAAGGUCGGCCUCGUCGUCUUCGAGUCAAACGUGCCCAUCGGCGCCACCCCAGAGUAUCUGUGUGGCCACUACAUUAUCCAGAGCGCGUCGUCGUUCCUGCCUGUGAUGGCGCUGGCACCGCAGCCCAACGAGCGCGUGCUGGACAUGGCGGCAGCCCCCGGUGGCAAGACGACGUACAUUGCCGCCCUCAUGAAGAACACGGGCGUCCUCUUUGCAAACGAUGCAAACAAGGCGCGCAUCAAAUCGCUGGCGGCGAACAUCUCCCGUCUUGGCGUCACCAACACCGUGGUCUGCAACUACGACGGCCGCUCCUUCCCAACGGUGAUUGGCGGGUUUGACCGCAUCUUGCUUGAUGCGCCGUGCAGUGGAAGUGGUGUCAUCUCAAAGGACGCCUCCGCAAAGAACACAAAGGACGAGACGGACUUCCGGCGGUGCUCGACGCUGCAGAAGGAGCUCAUUCUGGCUGCCAUCGACUCUGUUGAUGCAAACAGCAAGACGGGCGGUUACAUUGUCUACAGUACCUGUUCCAUCAUGGUUGAUGAGAACGAGGAGGUGGUCAACUAUGCCCUCCGCAAGCGCAACGUGAAGCUUGUGGACACAGGCCUUACCUUUGGCCGCCCUGGCUUCAAGAGCUACCGCGGAAAGCACUUUCCAGACACGAUGCAGUUGACGAGGAGGUUUUAUCCUCACGUCCACAACAUGGACGGCUUCUUUGUCGCCAAGCUGAAGAAGCUCUCAAACAAGAUUCCCAGCAAGACGGAUGACGACAAGGCGAAGCAGGAAGAGCAAUCGAAGAAGCAAGGGAAGAAGCAAGGGAAGCAGGGAAAGAAGGAAGAGCAGGGAAAGAAGGGCAAGAAAGAGCAGCAGAAGGCGAGGAAGCAGGACACCGCGAAUGGCAUGGACACGGCUGAGGAUGAUGUGAAGAGCGCGCCAACCAAGAAGGGUGGCAAGAAGAACAAGCAUGGUCAGAACCAGCAACAACAGAAGCAACACCAACAACAAAAGCAGCCCAAGAAACAGCAAAAGAACACACAGCAGCAGGAGGAGGCAAAGGCGACAGAAAAGAAGCAACAACAACAACAACAACAACAGCCCAAGAAGCAAAAGCAGCAGCCGAAGCAACAACAGCGACAAAAGAAGACUCAGGCUUCUGCAGCCAAACCGAGCGCCACCACUGCGCCCAAAACCAAUGCAGUCAAGCAGGAGAAGGCAAAGACAACAGAAACAGCUGCUCCUGCCAGCGCAAAGGCCACGGCCAAGACAACAUCCGCCAAGGCAAAGGCAAAGACUGCCAAGACGCAACAGAAGAGCAGCAAGUCUGAGGAAGCAACCGCGACCGGCAACAGCAGUGCAAGCAGCGCAGCACCAGCAGCGGCAGAGGCAAAGGCGAGCGUGGCGAAGGUUGCAGCCAAGACGAACAAGGGCAAGGCAACGGGAGCCAAGGCGACACUGAUGAAGAAGAUGCUUAAGACGUCGUCUGGCAAGGCGCGGCGUGAUUUGGUGCUCAAGAAGCUGCGGGAGAUGCGCAAGAAGGCCGCGCAGUAACGUCACAUGUAUUUGGUUGUAGGCGUAGUUGAUGGUGGUGCUGAUGAAGAUGGACAUGGAAAUUGGGACGGAAACGGAAUCGCAAAAUACACCCACACACUCACACGCAUGCUCUGGCUUGUUGUGUCUGGCAUGGUUAUCAUUUCCUUGUUGCCAGUCUUGGAGCUGCGCGUGCGUGUUGAUGUACGUAUAUUGAUGUGCAAAGCACUGUGGCAUAAACGAGACCCUUUCAGCCAACGAGCAAGCGAGCAAGGAAUGAAUACAAGAAAAAGC
Messenger RNA from Salpingoeca rosetta, 3064 nucleotides. RefSeq lists its product as uncharacterized. Bases 149 to 2791 code for a protein of 880 amino acids. Gene Ontology annotation, molecular function: rRNA (cytosine-C5-)-methyltransferase activity; RNA binding. The record is from RefSeq and is a predicted model, not a curated record. The transcript is spliced from 14 exons. Gene Ontology annotation, cellular component: nucleolus. Gene Ontology annotation, biological process: rRNA base methylation; maturation of LSU-rRNA. Lineage: Eukaryota; Choanoflagellata; Craspedida; Salpingoecidae.